Messenger RNA from Trichoderma virens Gv29-8, 420 nucleotides. RefSeq lists its product as uncharacterized. Bases 1 to 420 code for a protein of 139 amino acids. The transcript has 8 exons. The record is from RefSeq and is a predicted model, not a curated record. Lineage: Eukaryota; Fungi; Ascomycota; Sordariomycetes; Hypocreales; Hypocreaceae.
AUGCCCGCAGCCCAAGAGCGGAACCGGUCCUCUAUCGAGGAUAUAUAUGAAUAUUACCUCUGCGAACGAGAAAAGUUUGAACAGAUACGCAAAAUCUUAGAGGCACCGCUCUUAGACCAGAUCUUAGCCACGAAGUGCAAGGAUAAUCUUCAUUUAUCUGAAAUCUUAGAGUCACCGCUCUUAGACCAGAUCUUAGCCACGAAGUGCAAGGAUAAUCUUUAUGUUACAAUACCUGUAUCAAAGUUAUUUGAAAACUUAGAGCCACCGCUCUUAGACCAGAUCUUAGCCACGAAGUGCAAGGAUAAUCUUUAUAUUCAUAUUCUGUAUCUGGUAUAUGCAUUAAUGCAAGUUAAACCAAUAGUAGCAAUAGUAGGUCUUCUAAUACUCUUCUUCCAGAGGCUCUUCACCUUUAAGCAGUAA